ACCAUGUGUAGUUCAUGUCACUACACUACUUUUGGCCGGGCUUUUUAGGUGGCCGUGUUCAGGUUGAUCAUCUCUUAGUUGUCUCCUAGCAGCCCACGACAGAGGAGAUAUCCAACAAGCAAUGCGAUGGCUUCUCCUUCGUUGAGCCUGCAAGGUCGUUUGUUUGCAUCAACCUGCGAAGGGGACCAUCUCGGAUUCGACAUGGAGUCUCUCUGCUUUCAGAGCAGCCUCGUCGAUCUCAUCAACCUCCUCCUCCUCGCCAUCUACAUCCUGAGCUUGGUGGUCGGUGCUUGCGCGAGGAGAUUCAGGGCUCGCGCAAGGGAUCUCCCGUUGCUGUGCUAUGUUACUUCUCCCUGCUGCGCUGUUCUUGGCGUUGCCUACGCCUGCUCCGGCGCAUGGGGCCCCUCGUCGUCGUCUCCCAGGGCAGGGCUGUUCGUCAGAGGGGUGGUUUGGAUCGUUGUCUCGGCUUCUUUGUUCGUCCGCCCGACCAGGUUCUCCCGAGCUGUGGCCAUGGCGUGGUGGGCGGCCCUCGCGGCUAUGGUCACCGCGUACAGCGUCGAGAAAAUCGUGAGGCGGAGCCCGAUGGAGCUGCUUGACAUCGCGUCGUGGGUUGCCAGCUCCAUGCUUCUCCUCUGCACGAUCAGCGUCUGCAGAGUUGGCGGCGGCGGCGGCGGCGAGGAGGAGACCCAGCCGUUGCUGACGGCGGGAGGCGGGGAGCGGAGGAAGGUGGCGUUCGGGGAGGCCGGGUUCUUGAGCCGCCUCACGUUCACGUGGAUGGACUCGUUGCUGCGGCUCGGGUACUCGAAACCUCUCGACCUCAGCGACAUCCCGCCGCUGGACGCCGACGACGCCGCGGAGGCGGCGCAACGGACGUUCCUGCAGGAGUGGCGGAGGCGGAGGCAGACGGAAGCCGCGAGGACGACGAGCAACCAGGUGUUCUGGGUGCUCGCCGAGUGCUACAAGAAGGAGCUCCUGCUGACGGCGCUGUACACGCUCCUCCGGACGCUGUCCUUCUCCGCGUCGCCGGUGAUCCUCUACUGCUUCGUGUCCUACUCCUACCAGCGGGAGCGGGAGCGGGACCGGAGGAUCGCCACCGGGAUCGCGCUGAUCCUCGGCCUGGUCGUGAUGAAGGUCGUGGAAUCGCUGUCGCAGAGGCACUGGUUCUUCGGAUCCCGGCGGCUCGGCAUGCGCAUGCGCUCGGCGCUCAUGGCCGCAGUCUUCGACAAGCAGCUGCGGCUGUCCAGCGAGGGGAGGCGGCGGCACGGCGCCGGCGAGGUCGCCAACUACAUCGCCGUCGACGCGUACCGGCUCGGCGAGUUCCUCUUCUGGCUGCACUGCGCGUGGUGCAUGCCGCUGCAGCUCGCCCUCGCCAUCGCGAUGCUCUUCUGGACCGUGGGCGCCGGCGCGCUCCCGGGCCUGGCCCCCGUCGCCGCCUGCGGCGUGCUCAACGUCCCCCUCGCCAGGAUGCUUCAGCGCUACCAGGCGAGGUUCAUGCAGGCGCAGGACGAGCGGCAGCGCGCCACGGCGGAGGUGCUCGGCGCCAUGAAGGUCGUCAAGCUGCAGUCGUGGGAGGGCAGGUUCAGGGAGGCGGUGCAGCGCCUGCGCGACGUCGAGGUGCGGUGGCUCGCAGAGACGCAGAUCAAGAAGGCCUACGGCAGCGCCCUGUUCUGGAUGUCGCCGACGGUCAUCUCCGCCGUGAUCUUCGCGGGGACGGCCGCGCUCCGGAGCGCGCCCCUGGACGCCGGCGUUGUGUUCACCAUCCUCGCCACGCUGCGCGUCAUCUCGGAGCCGAUGAGGGUGCUGCCGGAGGUGAUGUCCAUCAUGAUCCAAGUCAAGGUCUCACUGGACCGCAUCGGCGAGUUCCUAACCGAGGACGAGUUCCAAGACGACGCGGUGGACAGGACGGGCAUGCCACCCUCGAACAUGAGCCUGACCGUGCAGAGUGGUGUCUUCAGCUGGGAACCUGGCAAGGCCAUUAUUGCAACUCUGAAAGGCAUCAAUGUCACUGCGAUGCGAGGUGAGAAGAUCGCGGUGUGUGGGCCUGUUGGUGCUGGGAAAUCGUCGUUGCUGUGCUCAAUGCUUGGCGAGAUACCAAGAAUAUCCGGAUCAGUAUCAGUUUCUGGCUCAGUCGCCUAUGUUUCACAGACGUCCUGGAUCCAAAGCGGCACGGUACGUGAUAAUGUUCUCUUCGGUAAGCCGAUGAACAAUGAGGAGUACGAUAAGGCCAUCAGGUGCUGUGCAUUGGACAAGGACAUCGAGAAUUUCCCGCAUGGGGACCUGACUGAGAUUGGGCAGAGAGGCCUGAACAUGAGUGGAGGACAGAAGCAAAGGAUUCAGCUUGCCAGAGCGGUCUACAACAACGCAGACAUCUACCUUCUCGACGAUCCUUUCAGCGCAGUCGAUGCACAUACAGCUGCUACCCUAUUCAAUGAUUGUGUGAUGGCAGCACUUGAGAACAAGACAGUCAUUCUUGUGACGCAUCAAGUAGAGUUCCUUUCCAAGGUUGACAAGAUUAUGGUCAUGGAAAAUGGGGAAAUAACUCAGGAAGGCACCUAUCAGGAGCUUCUGCAGUCUGGUACAGCAUUUGAACAGCUUGUCAAUGCUCACAAGAACUCAAAAACACCAUUAGAUUCCCAGGAGCAUGGCAAAGAGGCAAAAAAACCAGGCACCUUUCAGUACCAGAUACCAAUGAUACCGCAGAACAGUGAGGCAGAGAUAUCCACCGGUAACCUACUGUCCGUCCAGCUGACAGAAGAGGAGAAGAGAGAACGAGGAGAAGCUGGACUGAAACCAUACAAAGAUUAUGUUUCAGUGUCCAAGGGCUGGUUUCUCCUUGUCCUGAUAAUACUUGCGCAGUGUGCGUUCGUCGUCCUGCAAUGCUUGGCAACUUAUUGGCUUGCAAUUGCAGUUCAAAACCACCAGUUCAGUGUGGUAGUUGUUGUUGGAGUCUAUGCAGUGAUGGCAACUACAAGCUGCCUUUUUGCCUAUAUUAGGAGUCUCCUUGCUGCUCACUUUGGCCUGAAAGCAUCAAGGAAGUUCUUUUCAGGACUCAUGGACUCAGUGUUCAAGGCCCCAAUGUUGUUCUUCGAUUCCACUCCAGUUGGACGUAUAAUGACCCGGGCUUCAUCAGAUUUGAGCAUAUUAGACUUCGACGUACCCUAUACGAUGACCUUCGUGAUAUCUGGCACGAUUGAAGUGGUAGCAACCAUAGUUAUCAUGAUCAUGGUUACAUGGCAGGUGGUACUAGUAGUUGUUCCUGUCGUGAUUGUGCUGCUAUACAUUCAGAGGUACUACAUUGCAUCAGCGAGGGAGCUGGUAAGGAUCAAUGGAACUACAAAGGCGCCUGUCAUGAACUUUGCAGCAGAAUCAAUGUUGGGGGUGGUCACCAUAAGAGCAUUUGCAGCAACAAGGAGGUUUAUUCAGACAAAUCUUAGGCUCAUUGACACAGAUGCUACACUGUUCUUCUACACCAAUGCCGCAUUGGAGUGGGUGCUUCUGCGUGUCGAAGCACUGCAAAUCUUGGUCGUCGUCACAUCAUCAAUCCUUCUUGUAUCACUUCCAGAGGGAGCAGUUGCUCCAGGAUUCCUUGGCCUAUGCCUCUCGUACGCAUUGACGCUUUCUUCGGCCCAAGUGUUCUUAACAAGAUUCUACUCAUAUCUGGAAAAUUACAUAGUAUCUGUGGAGAGAAUCAAGCAGUUCAUGCAUCUCCCAGCAGAACCUCCAGCUGUCAUCAGUGACAGUAGGCCUCCUCCUUCAUGGCCAUCUGAAGGAAGAAUAGAUUUACAAAAUUUAAGAGUCAAGUACAGGCCAAAUGCGCCUACGGUCCUGCGAGGUAUCACCUGCACAUUCGAAGCAGGGAGCAAGAUAGGAGUUGUUGGCAGAACCGGGAGUGGGAAGACAACUCUAUUAAGUGCAUUGUUCCGCCUUGUCGACCCAUGCGGUGGGCGAAUACUCAUUGAUGAUCUUGACAUUUGCACCAUUGGAUUGAAGGACCUGAGGUUGAAGCUCAGCAUCAUUCCUCAGGAGCCAACCCUUUUCAGAGGCAGUGUAAGGAGCAAUGUUGAUCCUCUAGGUCUUCAUGCCGAUGAGGAUAUCUGGGAGGCUUUAGACAGGUGCCAGUUAAAGAAAACAAUCAGUGCACUUCCUGGACUCCUUGAAUCACCAGUGAGCGAUGACGGCGAAAACUGGAGCGCUGGUCAACGGCAGCUCUUCUGCCUUGCACGUGUUCUCCUCCGAAGGAACAAGAUACUGGUCCUUGAUGAGGCGACAGCGUCCAUCGACUCAGCCACAGACGCCAUUCUGCAGAGGGUCAUCAAGCAGGAGUUUUCAGGGUGCACAGUGAUCACCAUAGCGCACAGGGUUCCUACUGUCACAGACAGUGAUAUGGUCAUGGUUCUUUCCUAUGGCAAAAUGAUAGAGUAUGACAGGCCUUCAAGUCUGAUGGAUAACAAGGAAUCUACUUUUUGUAAGCUCGUCGAAGGGUAUUGGUCCAACUGUAACUGAAGUUGCCACUUGCCAGUAAACCAGACAAAUUAUCAGAUAAAUAAAUUGCCACUAUAUGACAUGAAUAGAAGGUUAUUCCUGUCGGCUAUACAUUGUCCAUCACUUCAAUCAAUAAAAUGGAAAUUGGCAAAACUGUUUAGAGGGCCAUCAUCUGGAUAGAGAUGAAAUAAUGAUCUGCAUUGUGUGUAGGUAGUAAAUCGAAAUAAGGGUGUACAUGCAGGUCCUUCCCCACCCAGACAUAGUUAGUGCAGAGGUCUAACAUAUGACAAUUUUGUCUGUAUGAAAGAAGAACCAUCUGAAACGAUUCUUUUCUUAUUGUUUCUGUCAAA
Molecule: messenger RNA, 4832 nt
Organism: Panicum virgatum (switchgrass)
Lineage: Eukaryota; Viridiplantae; Streptophyta; Magnoliopsida; Poales; Poaceae
Product: ABC transporter C family member 8-like
Exons: 12
Coding region: 127-4503 (1458 amino acids)
Biological process (GO): transmembrane transport
Cellular component (GO): plant-type vacuole; vacuolar membrane
Molecular function (GO): ATP hydrolysis activity; ATP binding; ABC-type transporter activity
Source: RefSeq, a predicted model, not a curated record